GCGAAAGUGUCACAUCUCGCUGUUCUCGCACUUCAGCCAAAAGCAAUGAGUGAUGCAAGUAGCUCCACCACUUGGAGCUACUGCCACCAGGAUUGUUACUGGCACCAGACUUGUGCAAGAUCUGCGAGGUGGAAAGCUACUUGUGAAGAAGAUGCUUGUAUAAUUAAUUUCAUCCCUCUUUGCGAGACCUGCCAAGCCGUUUGUCCUGAAUGUCAUGGCCGCCUACAGUGUCAGCAAGAGUUCCCAGGCUAUUCAAACAGCUCCAAAUACACCUUCACCACCGCCGCUUGCUAUGGGGGUGGACGAAAAGGCCGCGGACGAGGGCGAGGGCAUCAAGCGAGGGUGUGGGCUUGGGAUGCUUGGUAUCGCGUGGGAUCUUUGUCUCCGACCUGGCACGCGCAUGAUUGCCAACAUCAGCCAGAGUGGCAGCGAAGCGUUGCUGAAGCAGCCAAUCGCACAAUAGGCAUAUCCAUCAAUCCUGGAGCUUGUCGCGGUUGGGUGGGGCGCAACCAGGAGAAUCUCAACCGCUUGAGGCAGUUGCCAGGCGUGGAUGCCAUCGAUACUCAUACCAACUACGCAGAUGGACAGUUUCAAGGACGCAUCCCCAAAGAGGCCUUUAUCGUGGCAACAGCAACAGAUGGGGCACUUGAACGAAUUGUUCAUGAGGUCGAGAAGGCGGAACUCCGCCAUGAGCAGGGAAGGGGGAGAGAACCACCUGGCAGGAAGACACUUCACUUGGUCCUUGCCCACCCUGUGGACCAGCUGAAAUCCUUGACCUUUGUGAAGACCAACAUGCAAAAGUGCCUUUGCACCUUCGCACCCUUUCCAUCUCGGCCAUACUUCGAGCCUUGUGCUUUGCAAAGCGGGACAAGCAAUCGCGACAGCACUGUUUCUCGCUUCCAUGGUCGCGACAGCGACCGCCGAAGGAUUCGCGUCGGAGAAGAUUGCACUUCUGUGAUGGACAUGAUCCGAGAAGUCGAUCCGGAGGAUGCGUCACGAGAAGUCUCGAAAGUGACCGUGCGGUUGGGAUGCAUCUUGUUUCAUGGAAGAGACCCACGCAAAACCCAAGGGCUACUGAGCCUGAAGGACUUUCAGGAACUGCGACCCAGCCUGGAUGUGUUGACGCAAUUUUCUCGGCACUUUCACAAGACCCAGGACGUCGCGAAGAAACUCUUCUCUGUCUUGGGAAGUGAAUGGAAGGUGCGGCAUUGGUGCCGCCAAAUGAAACUCCGCUUUUCCUUGGUCGAUCCUGAAAGUCAUCCGGAUCUUCCAAAAGAAGUUGAAUUGACCUUCGGAGCAUUCAAUCCUCAGCUUGGGCAGAAAUUGCCACCCAUCCGGAACCUUUGUGAGCAGAAGCGGCCGCUCCUGCAGAGUGACGUUCACUUUCUUUCGACGGGUUUGGGAGCGAGACUGGAACUUCGUGGAGAGGAGCUGCGAGAGGAUCUGAAGCAGAGAUUUGCUUCAGCAUGCUUCCAUGACAAGAUCUUGCAUUUCGCAGGAGAGUCAGCCAGCUACAGGCUGGAUCGCAUCAGUCGGAACCAGAAGAUCGCAAGACACGUGGCAGCCAGCUGAGAUGAUUCGAUUGGAUUCUUGGGGCAUCGACGGGGAAUACGAAGUAUAGGUUAGUUGUUUUUCUUUCCCACGCCUCUCUUCAGCAGCACAUCCAAGGAAGUGGGAACAUCCUGAUCGUUUGGACUGACGCCACGGAUUACUUCAACAACCAAACAGUGCCCUACGACGCACUGAAUCUCACAUUGCCCAUGAGUGAAUUGGAAGGAAAGCUACAGGAAAGUGAUCAGCUGGUGGAGCUUCUAAAGACCUUGGAGCACUUAGUGAAAACGCUGCAGACGAAGCUGCAAGUGAGCUGAACUCGACCCUGAGACCUUUCCAGUUCGUCAUGUCAAUUCCUAGGCAGUUUAGAGCAUUUUGUUCCACACAUUUGUGGCACAAAAGAGGGAGCUCAAAACAGUGAAUUGGAGUCUUAGCUCGACCUUGCUUCCCCGAAGAACUACC
Messenger RNA from Durusdinium trenchii, 2013 nucleotides. The record is from the annotation of a GenBank genome assembly. NCBI's taxonomy places the organism in Eukaryota, Dinophyceae, Suessiales, Symbiodiniaceae.